Messenger RNA from Botrytis cinerea B05.10, 1029 nucleotides. RefSeq lists its product as hypothetical. The record is from RefSeq and is a predicted model, not a curated record. Lineage: Eukaryota; Fungi; Ascomycota; Leotiomycetes; Helotiales; Sclerotiniaceae. The transcript has a single exon. Bases 263 to 790 code for a protein of 175 amino acids.
GAAAAUCUUUCGUUCCAUUGUGUAUAUAAGAGACUUUGAGCACCGCUCUCCUCUGCUUCUUCUAUUCUCGUUACUUUAUCUUCUUCACUUAAAGAUUGCAAUCUCAAGAACGGAUCACAUUCUCGACAAGUCAAGUUAUCGAAAACUCUAUGUUGGAUCUUUGAAAAUUCAGAGUUGUCUUCUAUACUCCAAUCAAAGAAAUAUACAUUCAACACACACUUCUUUACCAAUACACCAAAUCAAACCAAGCCCUUAAGUAACCAUGGGUUCAAAGAAUAGACGUGUUGCCCAGGCCGCAACCAGCGAAUUCAUCCCCAAACACCCUUCUGAAAUCAAGGCUCACCCGAACAUCGUCCUCACAGGCAACAUUCUAACUCUCACCAUCGACUACUGCGCUCCGGGUAGCCCAAUCGAAAAAUCCACCUCGAUGAAAUCUCUCCUCGCCAUCCUCCCCGACUACACACCUUACGCCAAGAUCCUGCAACUCAGCAUCCAUGCCGGCAUUCCACACAUGGAGCCCCAAAGCGUCCAUACCGCACAUAUCCAAGAUAUGAAAUCGAUUGUUGGAGAAGUCAACAAGUUCAAGAAGUUGGAGGUGGUUAGAGUGAGAAUGUUGAUUGAUCAUUGCAGUUUCCCGCAGAUGAAACUCGCGGCUGCGAUGUUUGGUUUGAGAAAGGAGGUUCAGCGUAAUUUGCAGUAUGUGAUUAAGGGGGAGGAACCGGUUAGGAUUGAGCAGGAGGAUGAUAUGAUGAAAAGAUUGUUUGGGGUUUGGAGAAAGGAGUUUUUGUGAGAGGUUAGAUGGGGCGAGGUGGAGGUUUGAUGGUGGGGGGAGAUACUGUUCUAGGGUGUGGUUGUUAAAAGAUGCGAUUUUCGAUCUUUGGUGUUGGUUAUUGGGGGGAAACUGGGUUACGGGGAAGCUAGCGCAUAUUCAUUUGUGUAUGGCGAUACUUCAUGGCUUUGUGCCAUUGAAAUAUGGAUGUGACUUCUGGUAUGGUGUUCAGGGACAUACUCUCAAUGAUUGUAUUUACA